This is a messenger RNA of Schistosoma mattheei, 2556 nucleotides long. The record is from the annotation of a GenBank genome assembly. Lineage: Eukaryota; Metazoa; Platyhelminthes; Trematoda; Strigeidida; Schistosomatidae.
AUGUAUUUGCCGCUGGCGGAGAAGAUGCUAAUCAGGGAAGCCGAGAACGGAAAAAUGUCUAGACAUUCUGAGCUUCAGGUGCUAAUAGAAUUACUUGCUCGCCUUCAAAAGCAUGAAGAAGCUUAUAAACUUCUUAGUCGAAAAGACAUUACAGAUCGUAUCGAUAACGAGGACUACAUUUGCGAUUACUCUUCCAUGAAGCUCAGUUUGUUAGCUCAUUUGGACAUAUGGGAUGAUCUUUAUGAGUUGGCAAAAUCCCAAAUACAAAUCAACCCAGACGACUGGACACCAUGGAAAAAAUUAAUUGAGACGUCUUUAAAAGACAUACAGCGUGUAGAAAAAGUUAUGUCGUUAAUCGACAUCGCCAUAACGAAUCAUCCUUAUAAUCGUGGUCCGCAAUUGGCUCGUUUGGAUAUGUAUGCGAACCUGGUACAGUUGGGAAUGCAUCUUGUUUAUAAUCAUAAUCCAUUGACAUUCUUGAAGGAUUACUUUAAUACAUUCUCUCAUAAGCCCAUAUGUUCUAUGGAUUUGGCUUACCUUUUACGUAUGGUUUUACCAAAUGUGGAUGAUCAAAUCAAGUAUAUUAGUUUUGUUAUGGAGGUUGCUGAGACAGAUCUGAACUUCACAAACAAAGAAGAUAAGACUAUUUAUCGUCAUCUGUGCGCUCACCAGAUAGCACGUGCUAAUAAUCAAGGAGCUUCUUUACAGUCAUUACUUCGUUACUACUUUGGAUAUGCCCCAGAUCGUAGUGAAGUUUUACUAAAGAAGUUAAAAGAUGUUGCUGUUAAUAAUGAAACAACUAUUGACCUUUAUCCAGUUGAUGGAUUUUUGCUAUUAUCUUUAUCCUCGCUUUUGGAAACAUCCUCUCCGGCUUAUGAGUGUUCCUUCUCUCUCGGAACUGGACUUCUUUCUCUUUACUGGAUUUAUAUAAUCGGAUUAGAACAUACAAAUCUUAAUCACCAUUUGCGCAUAAAAUUGUGUAAUUUAUACUCUUCAGAUUUUCUUAAUUGUCCUGAACUUAUAUUGCCCCAGUUAGACAAACUUGAAAUCAAGCAGUUGCUGUUCCUUUCACUAGGGCAUUUAAUUGUAAAACCCUCUCCAUCAUUGGCCAUGUGUACAAGUAUAGUGGCUACACAGUCACAAGUUGACGAUAUUAGUUCUGUACAUAGUCUUUAUCAGAAGAUUAUAACACUUUCCAACAGUAUGGUCACGGAAGCGGAAGAGUUUUUAGUCGCUGCAUAUCGAAAACAUGCCUAUACAAAAGUUCGUGAAUUCACACAAUUCAUCAGCCAACUUCAUAAUGCUGACGUAUUUCUAACUGUCCGUGUUGAAAUGCUUCAUUGGCAGUUGAUUGUUUCACAACAUGACUUUGAUACACUUCUUGAGCAACUCGGUCAGGCUCAAAUUAGUAUUGAUAAUGUUACAAAACAACUUCCGAUGAUUGUUGAUUGCCGGGACUUUUCAGUCACACCGAACUUUGAUCAAUAUGAACGAGUUGAAAACGUUCGAUUGUCAUUUGACCAUUUGAAAUCGUGGUUAAAUCUCCGUUGUUUAACUCUAAAUGCUAUUGUCUAUGCAACUUCGCUUGUAAUGUCAAUUGUAAAAGUUGAACAUUAUAUGAUUUCCGAAAGUCAGCAUGAAGUUGCAGAGAACGUACCACCAGAAUCUGUCAAAAGUUUAAACAGUCUUUUAUCGACAAUGAAUGAUCUCGAUUCACAUACCAAAGAACCAUCUACAAGAGAAUUAAGCAAUUUUAAAUUACUAUCAUGGAGUGUUAUGGUAAAACGUGAUCAAAUACUCAGAACAUUCCCUGAUUUGCCAGAUGUAUCAUGCGCUUCAUUAUAUUGCUACGGACCAUACCGAAGGGUUUUAUCUAUCGGUAUUGAACUUAUAUUAGGACUUCAUGGUCUGGUUUCCGAAAACUCUUCUGCUUUUACUAAGAAAUCCAUGGACUAUCUUCUUCAGUCCUUUGAUAACGAUUUUGUUCAUCCUGGUGGUGUUUUAUUAAUCCUGACAAUGUUUUAUGAAAGUAUUUCUUUGGCAACUUUGCUAGUAUCAAUGAUUCAAAGUGCCUUACGUCCUAGGAGCCAUUAUCAUCAUGAAAUAAAUAAAUAUCAAAAGAGAAAGAAUAAAAAAGAUAAAGUAAUAAACACUAAUUCAAAUCAUUCUCCAAUUCUCAGUUUGUUAGACAAUUUCGCUGUUGGUUUAUACUAUACUACAACGAAAUUGGUAACUAUUACUGAUCAACUGGUAGAGGUUACCGAUUGUUGGUCUACUUGGUGUCAUGAUGUUUCAUGUAAAGAAUUUCAAUUGAUUGCUUCAAAUGCUUGUACACAUGUGCUGUCUGAAGAUUUCUUAGUACAGUAUCCUGUACUAAAACCACCUAAUUGUGCUUUUGAAGAGCUCAGUAAAGUCUACGAGAAAAGUUUCAAUCGAAUCGCAGCUGGUCUUCGUGUAAAAUCGUCUUGUCUUCAAAAUAUAACAACUGAAUUAGCCGUGUAUCAGUCUAGAACUCAUGAAAUAGUGUCUGUUCAGAAUUCAAAUUCUUCACCUUAA